AUGGCAACCGUAAGGACGCUCCCCGUCGGCGCUGACUUCAUACUCACCCACCACGCUAAAUCUUACGACUACAUCUCACCUUCGAAAUUGGACUUGACUGGUCAGCAUGUCCUCAUCACUGGUGCAGCACACGAGGACGGAGUGGGAUAUGCUACUGCUACGGCUUUUGCGCGUGCAGGAGCAUCUCGAAUAGCAUGUUGCGACCUACACGGUAUAUCUGAUGACAUCAUCACCAAGUUGAAAUCAGCCGCGACGCUUGCCAAUCGUGACGAGCCUCUAGUACUAGGCUACGAAGUCGACAUCUCGAGCCAAGAAAGUGUAAAAGCAAUGUAUAACUCUAUAGCUGAAGAGUUCAGCGGACGGCUGGAUAUUCUUGUCAACAAUGCCGCGCACAUGGAACCAUACAAGCCCUUUCUUGAGUCUGACCCUGACAUCUACUGGCGAACAUGGGAAGUAAAUAUCCGAGGCCUUUUCAACAUGGCACGCGCAUUCCUCCCGAUGCAGCUGUCGAGCUAUUCCAAGUCUCGCAGCUCUUGCAUUAUGAUGAACGUAUCGUCAUCAGGAGCUCUGAGUGUCCAUCCCGGUAGCGGAAGUUAUCGAAGCUCUAAGCUCGCAGUGCUUCGGUGGACUUAG
Molecule: messenger RNA, 633 nt
Organism: Fusarium subglutinans
Lineage: Eukaryota; Fungi; Ascomycota; Sordariomycetes; Hypocreales; Nectriaceae
Product: NADP(+)-dependent dehydrogenase
Exons: 1
Coding region: 1-633 (210 amino acids)
Source: RefSeq, a predicted model, not a curated record